Molecule: messenger RNA, 3473 nt
Organism: Nothoprocta perdicaria
Lineage: Eukaryota; Metazoa; Chordata; Aves; Tinamiformes; Tinamidae
Exons: 19
Coding region: 35-1741 (568 amino acids)
Source: RefSeq, a predicted model, not a curated record
CUUCCUCGUCUUCGACUACCUCUCCGAGGUCACCAUGGCGCUGCUCGCCGCGGCCAGGGCCCGCUCGCCCGUGCUGGGUUACACUCCCGACUUUGUGUCCACUGCAAUGGCUCCGUAUAUAAAAGACAUUCACAGGAAAGGUGUUCGUGUCAUCAGUAAUGCUGGUGGAAUUAACCCGCUUGCUUGUGCGGCCGCCCUUCAGGAGGUGGCAAAGAAGGCAGAUGUUGACUUGAAAAUAGCCGUUGUUGCUGGAGACGACCUAAUGAGUGAGAAAGAGAACCUGAAAGGAGCUGGUAUCGUUGAUUUAGAGAGUGGCAAGCAGUUUCCAGAGAGCAUUCAUAGCAUGAAUGUGUAUCUUGGAGCAAGACCAAUAAGCAGGGCUCUUGACCUCGGAGCUGAUAUUGUUGUGACUGGUAGAUGUGUUGACAGCGGGAUUGUAUUAGGACCCCUCAUUCAUUCAUUUGGCUGGAAUAGGGAUGAAUAUGACUUACUAGCUGCGGGAAGCCUUGCAGGUCAUCUCAUUGAAUGUGGUGCUCAAUGUACCGGUGGAAUAUUCACCGACUGGCAUGCGGUACCUGACUGGCAUAACAUAGGCUUCCCCAUUGUAGAAUGCUCCUCUGAAGGAGACCUGAUUAUUUCCAAACCCCCCGACACAGGGGGGUUAAUCUCCUUUGGCACCGUGGCCGAACAAUUGCUGUACGAGGUUGGCAACCCGCAGCGCUAUCUCCUGCCAGAUGUCACRUGUGACUUUUCUGAAGUUUCCAUCACUGAAAUUCCAGGUAUUGAAGGUGGGGCAGUGAAAGUUCAAGGAGCAAAAGGAUCACCACCUUCAAAAUUUUAUAAGGUAAGUGCCACUUACCUUGAUGGUUUCAGAGCUACUGCUGUCUGCCCAGUGGGAGGGCCAAAGGCUGUGCAAAAAGGGAAGUGUACUGCGGAAAGCAUUCUGAAAAGGACUCGUCUUAUUUUCAAUCAGCUUGGGUAUGAAGAUUACAGUGCAGUUAACAUACAGGUUUUAGGGUCUGAAGAUACGUACGGACCUCACGCUAGAAGGAAUAUAGAUGGUGGUCCUCGGGAAGCUGUUAUUUGGCUUGCUGUACACCAUAAGCAAAAAGAAGCUGUAGAAAUCUUCUCCAAAGAGAUUGCACCAGCUGGAACAGGAAUGGCACCUGGUCUGACAGGAGUCGUUGGAGGGCGUCCACGAGUGUCUCCAGUUUUGAAACCAUUCUUCUUCCUUUAUCCCAAAAGCAAUGUCCAGAUCAACCUUUUUUUAAAUGGAGAGCAUGUUGAGACAUUUGAGGAAGAUCUCACAUUUACCUCAGAAGAAGUUGUUUCCUGUGAUCCGCCCAAGAUGAACAGUGAAUUGAAAGAUCUGCCAAGUGGUCCACACACUUACCGCUUAGAAGACCUUGCCUAUACUAGAAGUGGAGACAAAGGCAAUUCUGCAAACAUAGGUGUAAUAGCACGGCAUCCCCUCUACUAUCCAUACCUAAAGAAAACUUUAACAGCCCAGGCCUUGGAGAACUACUUCCAGCACCUCUUAGAGCGAGAGCAACCUGAAGAAAAACUAGUAACAAGAUACGAGUUGCCAGGAAUCCAUGGAUUAAAUUUUGUUCUGAAGAAUUCCCUUGGUGGUGGUGGCAUAGCAUCCCUACGAAGUGACCCACAGGGCAAAGCACUCGGACAGAUGUUGUUGGAUUUCCAGAUAAAGAACGUGCCUGAUUUAAAAUCACUAAUAGAGUAAUAGGUGUUUGACAAAUAUACUUUUAACAUUUUGAGCAGUGUAAAACCAUGUUAUAAAUAAAAACUGGCUUCCUGAGCCCAGAUAUCAAAAAGAUACAGAUGGGAAAUUAUAGUGACAGUUUUCUCCCAGAGGCUUAGCUAUAUGUCACCAAUUAGCAGUUGUUUUGAGUAAUACCAGACUAAUAGGUUGUCUAUGACUAAAAACACUUCUAUAUAGAUAAUACAUUAGRUAACAAUUAAUUUAUUCCCUGUAAAAUAAAUCAUAUUGCAACAUAACAGUUAUAAGACAGGAAGAUAACCCUUUGUUCCAAGGUGGAAGUUAUGUCUUGUUCAGUCCAUCUCUCUUUUCCUUCUUUAAAUCUCUAUUUGAAGACUAUAUGGACCAGUAUAGUUGAAUUCUUUUGUCAACUGUAUUUGCCCUGUGCCUAGGGUCACCUGCURGAUCACCUGCUGGUUAUCACUAUGAAGUAAUCUACAGUUGAAAAGCACCAAACAGGAAUUAAUUGAAGUCCUUGGAAUGAAUUUCAAAGGGAGGAUGGGAGCCUCUCUGCUGCCAUGGUGCAGUGCUAGCAGGGAGGAAGGGGGCCGAGGUGGUGGAGGGGGCCACUUGUUCUGUUUCACCACUGCUACAUCCUCAYUUUGUAUCAGUACCACAUGGAUUAAGCUAAUGUAAGUCUUAUUUGCAUUAUCCUUCCUACAGAAAGGUCCCCAAACCUUUCACAGGAAGGUCUGUGGUCCUACUGCAAAAGAAGACUGUGUUGAAUGCAGUGCAGUAUGUCUUUAGUCUGAGUUAGCUCCCUAGUUCCCUUUCUCCGUCCGUCCAUCCAUCCAUCUGUCCGUCCAUCCAUCCAUCCUCUUCCGUUACUGGGAAGUGACACCAGCACAUAUGAAACAGGAUGCUCCUAAUCAAACAUCUUCACAUGACUAAGCGGAGUCUCAGAGAUCUGUAUCCURCUUUCUGGGGUAGUAUCAAGAUGAUGGGAAUUCUGGCCCAGUUACKGUAUUUCCUCUGCAGUAAGCCAUAUAGAUAUUACAAUGACUGUACAGGCAUUUUAUAUUCUAAGUAUAUCUCUUCCAUUAGCUGGGGGAGAUCGUAUYAAUUGCUCAGUGCUGACAGAAUUGAGGCAUUGCUUCAUUGCAAUGAAUGAUGAAAUGAUUAAAGUGUUUUUUAAACUUCGCCAUACUUCUCUGGCAGCGUUCCUAGGUCUUGAUGAUCUGUGGUACCAUUCCUGUUAAUUCCCUAGCUUCUUGUUAAUGAGGACUAUACAUGAAUUGUUCCCCUCUUUUAUGUGGUUUUGAUGAAGGUAAUUACAAGUGAAAUCUCUAUGCAAAUUGGCAGCAAUUUUCUAUUGAAUUCGGUGGAACUUUGAUUCAACYGCACAUCUUCAUUUGUGAUGUGAAUAAGUGGCUCUCUUAGUCAUCAGUACUGUCUAUGUAUACAGCAUGGUUCUGUUGUCACCAAAAAAAAAAAAGUUUUUAUCACUUCAUCCCAGAAAAAUACCGACUUAAUAUUUUAAAGGCGGAGUAGCAUGCUAUUGCUGUGAUGUUUACAUUCAUUUUUAGAAAAUUGUUGUUGUUAAUUUGAAAGCUUAUUUGUUCAGUAAAACAUAGGAAGGUAUUGAGAAGAUUAAAAACCAUAGUGAUAGACCUCAGUAGCAAGCCUAAAGGGAUUAAAAAAAUAAACUAAAUAUAGGCAAUUUACUCAAUACACUGUUUAAAUGACUCUGUAAAUG